UUUGCUACGUAUUUUAUCCUUAGUUAGAAUUUACUUUGUUUCGAUUUCAACCGGCCAUGACCGUGGAGCAGAAUGUCCUCCAGCAGCAUUCUCAGAAGCACCAGCAGACACUACUGAACCAGUUGAGAGAAGUAACUGGAACCACUGAUGUCCAGCUGUUACAGCAGGCCCUACAGGUCAGCAAUGGUGACCUAGCGGAGGCGGUGGCCUUUCUGACGGAGAAGAACACCAAGGUCCCUCAGCAGGAGGAGGCCACGUAUUACCAGACCGCCCAGAUGGGGAACGACAGAUACAUCAGCGUGGGAAGUCAGGCUGACACCAACGUGAUCGAUCUGACAGGAGACGACAAGGAUGACCUUCAGAGAGCCAUCGCCCUCAGCCUGGAGGAGUCCAACAGGGCCUUCCGCGAGACCGGCAUCACCGACGAGGAACAGGCCAUCAGCAGGGUUUUGGAAGCGAGCAUCGCGGAGAAUAAGGCGAGUCUGAUACGGACCCAUACGGAAGUGUGGAGCGAUUCGCCGAAUCCCUACGACAGGAAGAGGCAGGACAACUGUCCGGUCGGCCUGAAGAACGUGGGAAACACGUGCUGGUUCAGCGCCGUCAUCCAGUCUCUGUUCAACCUGCUGGAGUUUCAGAGACUGGUUCUACACUACUCUCCUCCUGCACGGGUACAGGACCUGCCCCGCAAUCAAAAGGAGCACAGGAACCUGCCUUUCAUGCAGGAGUUAAGGAAUCUCUUCUCGUUGAUGGUGGGAUCCAAGCGAAAGUACGUGGACCCUUCCAGAGCCGUGGAGAUCCUGAAGGAUGCCUUUAAGUCCUCUGAAUCUCAGCAGCAGGAUGUUAGUGAGUUUACUCAUAAACUCCUGGACUGGCUGGAGGACGCGUUCCAGAUGAAAGCAGAAGAGGAGAGGGAGGGAGAGAAGACGAAAAACCCAAUGGUGGAGCUCUUCUACGGGCGCUUCCUGGCCGUGGGGGUUCUGGAAGGAAAGAAGUUUGAGAACACAGAGAUGUUUGGGCAGUACCCUCUGCAGGUGAAUGGUUUUAAGGAUCUGCACGAGUGCUUGGAGGCAGCCAUGGUGGAGGGAGAGAUCGAAUCUCUACACUCUGCGGAAAAUUCGGCCAAAUCUGGCCAAGAGCACUGGUUCACAGAACUCCCUCCGGUCCUGACCUUUGAACUGUCCCGGUUUGAAUUUAACCAAGCUUUGGGUCGACCUGAGAAAAUUCACAACAAGCUGGAGUUUCCCCCCAUCCUCUACAUGGACCGGUACAUGGACAGGAACAGGGAUAUCACCAGGAUCAAGAGAGAGGAGAUCAGGAGACUGAAGGAGCACCUGACUGUUCUGCAGCAGCGCCUGGAGAGGUAUCUGAGCUAUGGCUCAGGGCCCAAGAGGUUUCCUCUGGCUGACGUCCUUCAGUAUGCCAUGGAGUUCGCCUCCAGCAAGCCUGUCUGCACCUCGCCUGUCGAGGACAUUGAUACUGCAGCGCCCCCUGGUGGAACAGUAGCGCAGCUGCCACCUGCACCGAGGCAAGAAUCUCACCUCCCUCUUUCUCCUCCUCCUCCUCCUCCUCUGUACUCUGCUCUGUCGGAUCAGGGCCCGUCUGGUUCUCCAGAAGGUUCUGCCACUCAGGCUCAGCAGCGUGUCCCCAUCCACAAACCCUUCACACAGUCCCGAGUGCCCCCGGACCUCCCCAUGCACCCCGCCCCACGCCACAUCACAGAGGAGGAGCUGAGAGUGCUGGAGGGCUGUCUGCACCGCUGGAGGAGUGAGGUGGAGAACGACACGAGAGAUUUGCAGGGCAGUAUAUCAAGGAUCCACAGAACCAUAGAACUCAUGUAUUCUGAUAAAAGUAUGAUGCAGGUUCCGUAUAGACUUCAUGCUGUUCUGGUACAUGAGGGCCAGGCCAAUGCGGGUCACUACUGGGCCUACAUCUACGACCCACACCACCGGUGCUGGAUGAAGUAUAACGACAUCUCCGUCACAAAGUCGUCCUGGGAGGAGCUGGUCCGCGACUCCUUCGGCGGGUACCGCAACGCCAGCGCCUACUGUCUAAUGUACAUCAACGACAAAAAACCCUUUCUCAUAGAAGAGGAGUUUGAUAAAGAGACAGGCCAGAUGCUGAGUGGUUUGGACAAGCUUCCUCCUGACCUGAAGGAGUAUGUGAAGGAGGACAACCAGCUGUUUGAGCGAGAGCUGGAGGAGUGGAAGGCCCAGCAGGAGAAGCUGUCUCUGGCCGCCACCGCCGCCGCUCGGGAUCCUGAGUACAUGGAACAGCCUUCGCCCACGGACGACUCCAAACGCCUCCAGGAGGACACAGAGAGGGCCAUCUCCAGGGCCGCCACCGAACAGGACCACAAGAGCCCUGAGGCACUGCUCAGUGCAGUAAGAACACACACACAAACACAUCCCCCUGCCCAGCGGGUGGUUGAAGUGGCCAUUCCUCAUGUAGGAACCUUCGUCAUAGAGUCAGAGGAGGGGGGAUACGAUGAUGAGACGAUGAUGACUCCCACCAUGCAGGGUAUCAUUAUGGCCAUUGGCAAAUCCAGGAGUGUCUAUGACAAAUGUGGGCCCGAGGCUGCCUUCUUUAAGGCAAUUAAACUGGAGUACACUCGUUUGCUGAGGUUUGCUCAGGAAGACACUCCUCCUGAGAGAGACUAUCGGCUCCAACAUGUCAUCGUUUACUUCAUCCAGAACCAGGCGCCCAAGAAGAUUCUGGAACGAACUCUGCUUAUGCAGUUUGCUGACAGGAACCUGGAAUUUGAUGAAAGAUGUAAAAGUAUCAUGAACGUGGCACGGGCAAAACUAGAUCUCAUUAAGCCAGAAGAAAUCAACAUGGAAGAGUAUGAGAUGUGGCAUCAAGAUUAUAGAACUUUCCGGGAGACUACGAUUUUUCUGAUGCUUGGCCUGGAGCUAUUCCUGAAGAAGAGCUUUGUGGAGGCUUUGAUGUACCUGAUCUACGCCUAUCAGUACAACAAAGAGCUUCUGUCCAAAGGCCCGUACCGAGGUCACACCGAGGAGCUGAUCGCUCAUUAUCGCAGAGACUGCCUGCUAAAACUGAACGAGCAUGCCGCUGCCUUGUUUGAGACUGGGGAGGAGCCAGAGGUGAACACUGGCCUAAACAUCAUGAAUGAGCUGGUGGUGCCGUGUAUCCCCUUACUGCUGGUGGACGAGGUGGAGGAGAAAGACAUCGUUGCAGUAGAGGACAUGAGGAACCGUUGGUGCUCCUACCUUGGACAGGAGAUGGGAUCUAAUCUCCAGGAGAAGCUGACCGACUUCCUUCCUAAGCUUCUCGACUGCUCGACUGAGAUCAAAAGCUUUCACGACCCCCCCAAGCUGCCCUCAUACUCCACGCUGGAGCUGUGCGAACGCUUCGGCCGGGUCAUGGCCUCCGUCAGCAGGACCCCCGCCGACGGCAGAUGAGCGGCGAGGCCCCGCCCCCCCCCCAUCACUCUCGUUCAUGGACUUCGUACAGCCCAUGCCUUCCUUAAGCCAGGGGUCGCUCUAGCUGUUACUCCUUCGUUUCUCUUUGCUGCUAUAGGUUUUAUCAUUGUUAUAAUUGUUUAAUAUUAAUAUUAUGAUUAUUAUUUUGAAUUUCAAUCACAUUUUAAAGCUAAC
Molecule: messenger RNA, 3614 nt
Organism: Chanos chanos (milkfish)
Lineage: Eukaryota; Metazoa; Chordata; Actinopteri; Gonorynchiformes; Chanidae
Gene: usp25
Product: ubiquitin specific peptidase 25
Exons: 26
Coding region: 57-3419 (1120 amino acids)
Biological process (GO): protein deubiquitination
Cellular component (GO): cytosol; nucleus
Molecular function (GO): protein binding; cysteine-type deubiquitinase activity
Source: RefSeq, a predicted model, not a curated record